Messenger RNA from Pogona vitticeps (central bearded dragon), 1014 nucleotides. It is a transcript of the gene LSM7, whose product is annotated as LSM7 homolog, U6 small nuclear RNA and mRNA degradation associated. Gene Ontology annotation, biological process: nuclear-transcribed mRNA catabolic process; mRNA splicing, via spliceosome. Gene Ontology annotation, molecular function: RNA binding. The record is from RefSeq and is a predicted model, not a curated record. NCBI's taxonomy places the organism in Eukaryota, Metazoa, Chordata, Lepidosauria, Squamata, Agamidae. Gene Ontology annotation, cellular component: spliceosomal tri-snRNP complex; catalytic step 2 spliceosome; Lsm1-7-Pat1 complex.
GUCCUGAUUGGGAGAAGCGGCCGGAAGGGCACCGCGGAAAUCGCGGGCGAGUGACAGUGAGAGGGCGAGGGGGCCGAGGGCAGGAUGCCUGUGGAGAGCAAGAUGGCGGAGAAAGAGAAGAAGAAGAAGGAGAGCAUCUUGGAUCUCUCCAAGUAUAUCGACAAGACCAUCCGCGUCAAGUUCCAGGGUGGACGCGAAGCCAGCGGUGUUUUGAAAGGAUUUGACCCUCUUCUGAAUCUGGUACUGGACGGCACCAUUGAGUACAUGAGAGAUCCAGAUGACCAGUACAAGCUCACAGAAGAUACCCGCCAGCUGGGACUAGUGGUCUGCAGAGGCACCUCCGUAGUUCUGAUCUGCCCCCAGGAUGGAAUGGAAGCGAUACCAAACCCUUUUGUACAGCAGCAAGAUGGCUAGCAUUAUUUUUUAAUGGGCUACUGUUGAAAACUACAGAGGACUGGAAAGGAACCCCCAUUCUGCAGGGGAUUUUUUUUAAUGUUUGUUUCAUAACAAGGAAAGGCUGCGUUCAAUUUAGGUUAUUUCCUUUGUAGUCUGGCAGCCAUUGAAAGAGGGCAGUUUGCAAUUGAGAGGGGUCCUGAACCUUUUUUUCUGAAAGUUACCUCUCGCUGUUAUUAAUCCCUCUCGCUUCUGAUCAGAGUUUGGAGCCAGUGAAAUAAUGGGAAGCAUUAUGAUGAGAUGCACCAAAGUAAGAGACUUGUGACGAUUAUUGGUCUUUUUUUCCCCUACUGGAUAAAAAAUGUGUGGUUUUUUAUACAGUUCUGUUAUCUCUCCAAGGUUUCAGUUUUCUUUUCUGUUUUUGCCCAGUACAUAUUCUGUCUUCGAAGCCGGGGUGGGCAGAAGCUGGACCUGCAGCCUCUUUAUUUUUUAUUUUUAUUUUUUACACCACUGCUCAAAGCGCUGGGCGUGUUGAUGAGGGUUAUACAGAAUUCUUAGCUCAAAGUGGUAACAUUCUCUCACCCAGAGAGCCCACUGCAUAAUAAAAGUUGUCCAAAACAA